AUUGUUACUGAUACUGAUUACAAAGGUCCAAAAAUGAAUAACCUAUGUGUUUGUUAAGCCAAACUUUAAUGUUGUAAGUCAAUGUUUUAUGUUGUAACACAUAUUUAAUUUGAUUAAUACAACGGAAUAUUUUAAUGUCUGGAGUAAUAUUAAAAAGUGUGACUUGCUCACUAUGUUUAUUAAAUACAUUAACCAGUUCAACUCUUGGGUUCAGCUCCCUAAGGAGUCCCCUGAAGAAAAUGAACUCCACCAUGAAAGCAAUUUGCAUCCACUCAUUUGGAGGACCUUCUGUGUUAAAAGUAGAAAAUGAUGUUCCUAGACCAAUACCUUCAGAAGGGCAGAUACUUGUCAGAGUGCAUGCUGCUGGUAUCAAUCCUGUAGAUGCCCAAAUGAGAGAACAGGCAUUCUCCUUUGUGCCCAAACUUCCUCUUAUCUUGGGCAAGGAAGUGGCGGGGGAUGUAGUGGAAGUGGUUGAUGGCAAUGAUAGUUCCUCAGAUCAUCAUUACAAGCCAGGUGACCGAGUUAUCUGCUGUUUGCCCUGCGACAGUGGCUAUGCGGAGUACGUAGUUUGUAAUAUAGCAGACACUUUGAGGUUACCAUCACAUGUUUCCUACGCUGAAGGUGCUGCCAUCUACGUGGCUUACUUCUCUGCCUACAGGGGUCUCAUUACAAAACUGAAAAUCAGGAAAGAUGAGAUAGUACUUGUCCAUGGAGCUAGUGGGGCAGUGGGUAUGGCAGCAGUGCAGAUUGCCAAGGCUGUAGGUGCUGUUGUGGUGGGAACUGCAGGAACAGAUGAAGGCAGACAAAUGGUUAAAGAUAUUGGUGCUGAUUAUGUUGUAAAUCAUAGAGAUAGUUCACAUUUGACCCAGGCAAUUGAAAUGAUACCAAACUGCAAAGGAUUUGAUGCAAUAUUGGAGAACAAAGCAACAAAAAAUCUCGCUAUGGACCUGAAGUCGUUAGCACCUAAUGGAAGAAUAGCUAUUGUAGGAGCCAAAGAAUCUGUAACAAUAGAUCCUCGCUUUCUGAUCAGAACUGAAGGAUAUAUCACUGGAGUGAAAAUGUCCGACAUUUCAAGGACCCAGUGGAAGGAGUACACAGAAGCAAUCACCUCAGGGAUGAUUGAUGGCUGGGUGAAACCUGUGAUAGCCAGAGAGUACUCCAUGGAGGAGAUACAACUGGCACACGAACAUCUCAUGCAGAAACAUGGACACCACGGAAAACUUAUUCUUAAGAUCUUAUGACCAAAGUAGUGGUAUUGUUAGUAAAAAUAAUUAUUUGUAAAUAAAAAGUUAUUGCCAAACACUUA
This is a messenger RNA of Homalodisca vitripennis (glassy-winged sharpshooter), 1306 nucleotides long. RefSeq names its product quinone oxidoreductase-like. The record is from RefSeq and is a predicted model, not a curated record. The transcript has 9 exons. Lineage: Eukaryota; Metazoa; Arthropoda; Insecta; Hemiptera; Cicadellidae. Bases 135 to 1241 code for a protein of 368 amino acids. Gene Ontology annotation, molecular function: mRNA 3'-UTR binding; NADPH binding; quinone reductase (NADPH) activity. Gene Ontology annotation, cellular component: cytosol.